Messenger RNA from Thlaspi arvense, 3233 nucleotides. The record is from the annotation of a GenBank genome assembly. Lineage: Eukaryota; Viridiplantae; Streptophyta; Magnoliopsida; Brassicales; Brassicaceae.
AUGGUGAGCACCCUUUCGUUUAUAGCCCUCCUUGAGAGGAACGAUGUUGUGCUCGUUGAUACAAAUCACAGUGGACUUCACGCUGAUGGAGUCGACAUUUUUGUGGAUUGCUAUCCCACUUCCAAGAAAGAGGCUGCUCUUCACUUUAAGGCAAGUCAUUUCCUUUCGAUUUUGUUGUUGUUGUAUGCUUUCGACACAUGUGUUGAUAACUUCCUCUUUGCAUGUAUGUAUAGUUUGCUGUCUGCACAUUACGUUUUGUUUCAUAAGUAUGUGCCAGCUCGGCGUGGUUUGGGUCUUUCUUUCUCCGUUGAACAGUCUUGUCUUUCUCCAGAUCAACAGAUUUCAUAGCUUUAUGUGGCGUAUUAGAGAAACCAGUGACUUCUCUAUGGGUUCUUUCCAAUCACUUAAAUAAUGCAAACACAUACAUGCAUACAUACAUGCACACACACAUACAUACAUACAUGCAUACAUACAUACAUAUAUACAUACAUACAUACAAACACACAUGCAUUCACACAUACAUACUUGCGUAAAAAAACUUGCUUACUACGUUCAUAUUUACUUGCAUGCUUCUUUAUAUUAUGCUUUGAUCAUUACUUCGUGGGUUGCUUGGUUUCUUGAUUUCUUGCUUCUUUACUUGUUUUCUUGAUUUUUUUUGUUUACUUCCUUAUUUGAUUUAGGGUGUGUGGUUGCUUGCUUCUUUGAUUGCGUGCUUCCAUAAUGCGUGUUUUAUUUUGUUGCUACCUUGGUUACUUCCUUCUUGGAUUGCUUGCUUAGUUGUGUGCUUCCUUACUUGCUUCCUUGAUUCAUAUUUUAUUUUGUUGCUACCUUGGUUCCUUGUAGGCUCCCUUGAUUCAUUUUACCUUCUCUCUGACUUUUGCUUCUUUAUAUUGCUUACUUACUUCCUUUUUCUUUACUUGCUCACUUACUAACUAUCUAGCUCGAUUUAUCAGUCUAUCUUCCAUAAGUUAUUGCUUCUUUACUUCCUUUGUUACUUGCUUCCUUCUUUGAUUUCCUGGGUGCGUGGUUGCUUGCUUACUUGAUUCAUGUUUUUUUUUCUUAAUUGCUUGCUUACUUGCUUCCUUGAUUGGUAUUUUACUUUGUUGCUACCUUGGUUCCUUGCGGGCUCCCUUGAUUCAUGUUUUACUUUCUCUCUGACUUUUGCUUCCUUAUAUUGCUUACUUCCUUUUGUUUUACUUGCUCACUUACUAACUGUGUAGCUAGAUUUAUCAAUAUAUCUUUCAUAAAAAUAUCUAUUUGCUUUAGAUAGUUCUAGUUAACUGUUUGAAAAUAGUACAUAUGGACACUCCUGAACGUCUAUCAAGGCAAAGUCUUUGUGCGUCAAUGUCACUGCCACAUGGACAAUACCUUCUAUUGUUUAUUAUGAACAAUGGUUUAACCAGAUUCAGUAUACAACGAUCAAGGACCAUGAGUUAUACAAGAUCAUCUCGUUUGUAUCUAAAUCUUAUUUUUUGGUUUUCGUUGUUCAGGUUUGAGAUAUAGGUGUUUGCUUGCAUUCUUUUUCUGAACCAAGAGCCUCGUGAAUCCUCUGGCACCAUGAAAUAAGUUCAUCUUCUUUUUUAUGUGUGUCUUCUUUUUUAAUGCAUGUUUACAUGCCUCGUUUUAUGCAUGUGCUCUACAGGAUAAGCGCACUCUACAAUCCUCCAGCAAAUCUUGAAGAUCUACGCUUUGAGUCGACCACAAAGAAAAUAAGUAUAUAAGGUAAGCACUUCGUCACUUACCAUUCAUGUUUUUUUGUUUGUUUGUGAUGUAGCCUCAUAACCAAUCUAGCACUUCUAGCUUGAAAUUUUUAAACAAUUAGUUGUAGGUACCCUAAGUCUAGCUUGAAAUUUUUUCGUAACUGUAGUUGUCUAACUGAUUUAGGCCUGCGAAGUACAUGUGUAUUGGAAUUUUGGAGAGGAACAUCUAGAGAUAUUUUUCCACAUACAUAUCAAUAUCGUAAAUAUACCUUUUCAUUAUCUCUUCAUUUCUGUUGGCAAUUGAGGUUUCCAUAUCCAAGCUGAAUUUAUUUAUGAUUUCCUACAUGUGUUCUUUCUCAUCUUUUUAAUUUCUGAAUUUUUUUUUUUUGUUAUAAGGAUUGCAUACACCUCUCAUUUGCCCAUUUAAUCUUAUGAUACUCUACGGGGUGCGGUUAGAUGAAAACAGUUGAAGGACUGAACUACAGAUAUUUCACCCAGUGUUGAGCAAGAAAAUUGCAUCAAAUCGUUUAUCCAGGGAGAUUGCAUCGUGUAUGCGACUAUGUGAACUACGAAGUUGUACAUGUCCAGGGAAUUCAUAGGAACGACUAAGGCCUAUUAAUUAGUUAUAUUGAGUGUUGUUAUUAAGGUGAAAAUGGUACUUUGGUUUCUUAACUCGGUGAUGUGCUUAUCCUGGCAGUGAAAGGUGUACAAAAACUGAAUAACCCGUCCAUCUCCACUAAUUUAUAGUCAAAGUUUCAGAUAAGUAAUUAAGUCAAUCUAAUCAACUUUCUUAGUUUUUAGAAAUACUUGCAUCUCUGUGUAACAACGAUCAGAGGCUGACCUCUAAUUCACUGCUAAAAGUUCACUUGUAAGUUGUUAUUUUAUUAAACUUAAGGCCAUCUCUAAUGUAUACAUUGAUGGAUCCUCUUGUAUACAUAUACAUUGAUGAAUCUUUUCAUUUGCAUUUGAUAUUUAGAAUUUUCAGUUUGCAGUUAAAGCGCUCCUUGCUUAGAAAACAUGAGAGAUGGAAUUUUAGAUAAACGUCAAGAAUCAAAGCAAAAAACAAACUUGUGGAAGAACAGUAAAAUGUUUGCAGGGUCCGUCGAAGGCUAUUCUCCGGAUCUGAGAAUUUGUUUUUUCUUACUCAUCUGGAGACAAGAUCCACGAUAAGAAUAUACUCCAGUGUCUGUAUGUUCCAAACUGUGGUGGUGACAGUGAGGUCAUUUCUGACAUUCCUGUAAGAAGGUUGUGCGAUUAUGGAGAAAAGCAUCAAAAACGCAAUUCUUCUAGGAUUCAAUACAGUUCAAAAGAGACUGAAUUGCAGAUACUCCACCCGGUGAUGGUUAUGGCAAGAAAGAUGUAUCAACAGUGAAUAGAUAGUUACCAUUUGCUUACAAUCAAAGUUACAUAUACCAAACUGAAUAAGGUAUUGAUGUUUAAACUUACUUGUUUUAUAUCUAUAUACUAUCAGGCCAAUCGAACUAAACGAAAAUGGAAUUGUGUUUGUACCGAUUGGGCAUUGCUUGAAAAACC